This is a messenger RNA of Microtus oregoni (creeping vole), 1038 nucleotides long. Its product is annotated as igE-binding protein-like. Gene Ontology annotation, biological process: DNA integration; viral process. The record is from RefSeq and is a predicted model, not a curated record. Gene Ontology annotation, molecular function: nucleic acid binding. NCBI's taxonomy places the organism in Eukaryota, Metazoa, Chordata, Mammalia, Rodentia, Cricetidae.
AUGCGCCUGAGGGCCUUUUCCUUCCUUCCUGAGAAGGUAAAGAGAAAAUUGCGCUUGGCCUACCCCGUCUUUGAAGACAUGGAAGGAGGACGGGUGCAUGCACCUGUGGAAUAUAGCCAAAUAAAAGAAUUGGCGGAAUCGGUUAGAAAAUAUGGCGUUACCGCUAAUUUUACCCUAGCCCAAUUAGACAGAUUGGCUAUGACUGCCAUGACCCCGGCUGACUGGCAAACGGUCACCAAAGCAUCACUUGUUAGUAUGGGUCAAUAUAUGGAAUGGAAAGCCCUUUGGUAUGAAGCGGCCCAGGAGCAAGCCAGAGCCAAUGCCAUGGCUCUGACUCCAGAACAACAACAAUGGACGUUCGAUCUCCUAACUGGCCAAGGGCGUUUUACCGUUAAUCAGACUGAUUAUCAUUGGGGUGCAUAUCGACAGAUUGCUGACACAGCCAUUAGGGCAUGGAAAGCACUCUCUAGAAAAGGAGAAGCGAAUAAUCAGCUCACUAAGAUCAUUCAGGGCGUACAAGAACCUUUUUCAGACUUUGUGGAGCGAAUGACAGAGGCAGCAGGACGUAUCUUUGGCGAUCCUGAAACGGCCGCGCCUUUUAUCGAACAGCUCAUUUUUGAACAAGCCACCCAGGAAUGUCGCACAGCCAUAGCCCCCAGAAAAAGAGAAAAGGCUUCUCAUGUCAUUCAACAUUGCCUUGAGGCAUGGAGUGCUUGGGGCAAGCCCACAUUUUUAAAAACUGAUAAUGGGCCUGCCGAUACCUCUCAAAAGUUUAAGCAAUUUUGUUUGCAACUGCAAGUUACACACAAUACAGGCCUGCCCUAUAAUCCUCAGGGACAAGGCGUUGUUGAGCGAGAACAUCGCACACUUAAGUCUUAUCUAAUUACAAAAAGAGGAAUAAUGAAGGAGUUGCCCCCGACGCCAAGAGUGGCCAUUGCCACUGCUUUGUUCACUAUAAAUUUUUUAAAUUUGGAUGACCGUGAUCAGACCGCGGCGGAUCGACACUGUUCGCAGCCAGGCGGCCAAAGGAACUUGUAA